AUGGCGGAAUCAAAAACAAUCUUCAUCGUUUUUGUUAUUUGUCUCUUAUGCACAUUGUUGGUGAGCGUCUCUGGAUCACAGGCCAUUGGAUCAUGCAGGACAUCGAAAGAUUGUGAUUCGACUGAGCUGACCAAGACGAUGCUUUGCAAGAAGGACCGUGACUGUCCUAGUUCUAGUAAAUGCCCUAAAGACUUCUAUUACUCUUGUCUUCAUGGAGAAUGUACUUGUAUUGCAGUAUAA
Raphanus sativus (radish) is the source of this 240-nucleotide messenger RNA. Its product is annotated as defensin-like protein 291. Bases 1 to 240 code for a protein of 79 amino acids. The transcript is spliced from 3 exons. Lineage: Eukaryota; Viridiplantae; Streptophyta; Magnoliopsida; Brassicales; Brassicaceae. The record is from RefSeq and is a predicted model, not a curated record.